UCAAUUCUGCAAGUGGUUCUGAUUUACUAUCGCUGUUCUCUAGCCGGUCUAAAACCACUUUUGACCUAAAGGGACACUUUUUGGAUGCCAUGGACGUUUCUCAGUUUCCAGGCAGAAAGAACAGUAAAAAUGCAGGCAGGGCACAGGACAAAGCACUCGGGACAAAAUGUAUGUGAAAUGCUUUUAUACAUGAAUGUCACUUUUUUGUCAUUUUGAGAUUUCCCGCUGUUCCGUCCCCCGUACGUCCCGACGCUCGCAGGGGACGGAACCCAGAUGACAGAUGCCGGCAUCCGCCGGAUUACAUUGCUGGGGACACUGCAGGAGGGACAU
Messenger RNA from Staurois parvus, 330 nucleotides. The record is from the annotation of a GenBank genome assembly. Lineage: Eukaryota; Metazoa; Chordata; Amphibia; Anura; Ranidae.